Molecule: messenger RNA, 2445 nt
Organism: Actinia tenebrosa (Australian red waratah sea anemone)
Lineage: Eukaryota; Metazoa; Cnidaria; Anthozoa; Actiniaria; Actiniidae
Source: RefSeq, a predicted model, not a curated record
ACCCUACUYCACAAUACGAAAGAAAUCACAUUUUUUCUCGAUGGAAUUUGUUUUGUAUCUCCAAGUUAGCAUCACAUUCAAGCAGUUUUAAGAAGAGUACAUAAGUAGUCUGUAUUUAGUUUUGAAAUCUUAUUCUAAAGAACAAAAUCUAUGUCAAGAAYCAAAAUUAGCAGCUUCAUAUCACGUACACCUAAUUAAAAAAACUUAGGCCUUAGGCGAUAGGUUAUUCCGACAUGUAAAUGCGGUUUCGUUGAAUACAAAGAACAUCAAAAUCAGUCUCAGCACUAAGGUCCAUACUCGUGCCGAGAAGAAGAAGAAGAAACACAAGUCAUUCCAGCUAUUCUUGGAUCUUGGAAUGACAUAUAUCCUAUAGCUUUUCACCUAUUGCCAAUCGCCUUUGGCGAUGACGUUUUUUUGAAUUAGGUUAAUACUUAAAUGGAUUUUGGCUCGUUGCAAAUGGUCAACAAAAAGUUGGUAUCGUUCAUUGAAUUUUCACGUAGAAACGUUUAAGUUCAGUCAACUAUUUGACGCAUAUGGUUCUUAAAAACUAAAUUAAAAAACUGCAAUAAUYAUUACGUUCAUUUAUAAUUCCAUGUCCCACCAAAACCGAUCGAUUAAAAUUAAAAAGUGAACUAACUUUGUUCUUAGAGGAUAACAUUUGACGGUUAACGUGGGUCCUCUUUUAACGCUAGUUGAUAAGGGACGUGACCGGUGUGCCAUGAGCUUAAUCAUCCGAACAACGUGAAGAUGUUACUAACUGAACUAACCGUGCGACGCUCGUAAUAUUAUAGAGAGCUCAUUUUCGCCAUGAAACCAAGUCAAGGAAAUUUAACAAAUAGUCAUGAGAGGACGCACUGGGGUCCGUACUGUAAAUAUUCCACAUACAUUUACAGUAAAAUUUUACCCGCAUUCCUUGAAUACCAAAAUGGGGAUUAAGAUUAACUCCAGCAGUGUUCUAUGAUGAAGGUGUUUUUUAUAAUCCCUCUCUUCCAUUGUUUAAGUCUGUGCCUGACAUUUGAGAUCAAACAACGCUAGUGCUGGUGUGGCGGGAAUUCGGCGGGUAAAGUGGCUACAAUGCAAUCAUUUUACCCUUGUAUUACAAAGAAAAGUUGCUUGAUGUCGAUCAAAAUUAUACAUUCCUCCUCUAAAUACCAACCAGGAAUUACUUGGGUCUCAAGUAAUUAUUUGGCCGAAGCCAUUUUACCAAUUUUAUGCCGGACUUCGCAUAGACCACAACCAAGUUGCAGAUGACAGAGAUACAAUAAUUUAUUCAAAGGCACCAGCUAGCGAAUGAAGUGAUCGUUUCUUCUUCUGAUCAUAUACUUUUAGAUAAACACAGCCCACCAGCCUCUCAACAAUUACCAAUACGUAACAGCAUGCUUUUGAAGACUGGGGUACUAGUUGUUUGUCUUCUUCUCAUUCCCAUUGUCAUGUCAUGGGCGGAUGGCCAGGAAAUGAUACCAGAGCAAGAAGAAGAAACACGCCAUUAUGGUCAUGUACCACCACCACCACCAGAAAAACCAUGCAGCACGAUUUGCAAGGGAACGACAUCUAAUAGGACUAUAAAUACCCGACAUGGAAAGGUAUUUUGUCUCGUACCAACUAUAGACGAAAUGAUUGAACACCUCAAUAAAAUUGGAGGUUACAAUCGUCAUUAUGUUGCGAUUACGCUGGAAGAAGCAGAGGCCAAUUUUGUGAACCUACUUCCAAAAGAGAAAAAACCAACAUCGACGUUACCGAAAUACAGAAUCUCCUACAAACACUCACACAAGUGGCGUGGGCGUGGGCGUGGGUUUUGGCGUGGGCGUGGGCGCGGUCAUGGUCAUGGACUAAAGUUGAAUAACAUCAAAAACCCAAGAAGCAGCAGCGACGUCAGUGCUAACGAUAUUGGUUUAAAUGAAAUGAAGAAAAGACAAGCCGAUUCAAGCGUCAGCUGCCUAACACCAACAUGCCUAAGCGCAGGUUCCUCGACCGUGGAUGGUUAUCUAACCUGUCCUGCAUGCCAACGUUGUAGGAAGCUUGAAAAUUUUCUCUUCCCAGAAUACGUAAACGAAGUUACGUGUGACGACUCGCCUUCGGGAUAUUCCAKUACCAUUAACUGCACUCCAAAGGUUGGUGAAUGUAAGCAAAACGUGAUGACCAUCGAUGUGCUCUCAAGGGAAAAAGAUAAAUACCAACUGAUCAAGCAGAAAGGUUCGAAUUUUCACUUUAUGCAAGUUUGGGAGAAAAAGACCAUACGAAUUAAAUCAUGUUGUGAAUGUUUUGCAAGCCGUAUAUAUAAAAAAUAACAAAAGGUUUUUCUCUAAUCCAUGCUUCCAAGUUAAGUGCAAUAGGUAGUUUGCUCUCUCGAAAUGAGAACUAGAUAUGAUUUAUCUUUAUUUGCACUGUUAUAAAAAGGUUAAUCGCAACGGAAACUGAAUUUCAAAUAAACAAGUCGUAAAAUUA